AUGAAUCAAAUGGACGUGUGGAGACAUUUAACGAUAUUACGAUAUGUGGAGACAUCUAGCGGUAUUAUGAUAUGUGAGACCGGGAAAUCAAAGGGACGUGUGGAGAUAAUUAAUGGUAUUAUAAUAAAUGACAGCGGGGAAGCUCAGGGACUUGAGGAGAAGUCUAACGGUAUUAUGAUAUGUGAAGCCGGGGAUCACAGGGACUUUUGGAGACAUUUAGCGUGUAUUCUGAUAUGUGAGACCGGAAGAGGACUUGAGGAGAAAUCUAACGGUAUUAUGAUAUGUGAGACUGGGGAAUCACUGGGACUUGAGGAGAAACCUAACGGUAUUCUGAUAUGUGAGACCGGGGAAUCACGGGGACGUGUGGAGACAUCUGAGACUGGGGAAUCACAGGAACGUGUGGAAACAUCUAGCUGUAUUAUAAUAUGUGACGCCGGGAAAUCACAGGGACUUGUUGAGACAUUUAGCGGUAUUAUGAUAUGA
Messenger RNA from Ylistrum balloti, 483 nucleotides. RefSeq lists its product as uncharacterized. The record is from RefSeq and is a predicted model, not a curated record. Bases 1 to 483 code for a protein of 160 amino acids. NCBI's taxonomy places the organism in Eukaryota, Metazoa, Mollusca, Bivalvia, Pectinida, Pectinidae. The transcript is spliced from 2 exons.